Centruroides sculpturatus (bark scorpion) is the source of this 2109-nucleotide messenger RNA. RefSeq names its product E3 ubiquitin-protein ligase MIB1-like (gene mib1). Bases 174 to 2018 code for a protein of 614 amino acids. Gene Ontology annotation, biological process: protein ubiquitination. Gene Ontology annotation, cellular component: cytoplasm. Gene Ontology annotation, molecular function: protein binding; zinc ion binding; ubiquitin-protein transferase activity. The transcript has 12 exons. The record is from RefSeq and is a predicted model, not a curated record. Lineage: Eukaryota; Metazoa; Arthropoda; Arachnida; Scorpiones; Buthidae.
CUUCGCUGACGUCAUCGAACGUCAUACGACGCAGACUCAGACAUCAGUUGUGUACCUGUGGACGACAAAAGGAAGGUAAUUUCCGAAAGAAGUAGGGAUAUUUUCCUAAAUCCACGAUAUUAAAAAUGAUCGAAAAGUGACAGUUAAACGGUAAUUUGUUAACGCGAGUCGUUAUGGAAGGAGGUAGCCGAGUCGGAGGGCGACUGGCGAUCGAAGGUAUAGGUGGACGGGUUAUGAGAGGUCCCGAUUGGAAAUGGGGUAAACAAGACGGUGGAGAAGGACACGUUGGGACUUUAAGGAAUUUUGAAUCACCAGAAGAAGUUGUCGUCGUCUGGGAUAAUGGCACGGCCGCUAAUUAUAGAUGCUCCGGCGUUUAUGACUUAAGAAUCAUCGAUAGUGCCCCUACUGGAAUUCGACAUGAAGGAACCAUGUGUGAUACAUGUAGACAACAGCCAAUAUUUGGAAUACGUUGGAAAUGUGCUGAAUGUACAAAUUAUGAUUUAUGUUCAAUUUGUUAUCAUGGUGACAAGCAUCAUUUAAGACAUCGUUUUUAUCGGAUUACAACACCUGGUAGUGAAAGAGUAUUAAUGGAACCACGAAGAAAAAGUAAAAAAAUAGCUAUAAGAGGAAUAUUUCCUGGAGCAAGAGUAGUUAGAGGAGUUGAUUGGCAAUGGGAAGAUCAAGAUGGAGGUAAUGGACACAGAGGAAAAGUAACAGAAAUACAAGAUUGGAGUGCUGCAAGUCCAAGAAGUGCUGCUUAUGUUAUCUGGGAUAAUGGUGCCAAAAAUUUAUAUCGUGUAGGAUUUGAAGGAAUGGCAGAUCUUAAAGUUGUAAAUGAUGCAAAAGGAGGAACUGUAUAUAGAGAUCAUCUUCCUUUAUUAGGAGAACAAGGACCAGGUCGGUCUGGUGUGCAUGGAUUUCAGAUUAGUGAUCAUGUAAAUGUUGAUUUAGACUUAGAAAUUGUUCAGUCUCUUCAACAUGGUCAUGGUGGAUGGACAGAUGGAAUGUUUGAAUGUCUUGGUACUACUGGAACUGUUGUUGGAAUUGACGAAGAUCAAGACAUUGUAGUUUCUUAUCCUAGUGGUAACAGAUGGACUUUUAAUCCAGCAGUUUUGACCAAAGUAAAUUCUGCUCCUCCAACUUCUGCAUCUGGAGGAGGUGAUGCUAGUUCUACUCAACAGUUUUCUGUUGGAGAUUUAGUUCAAAUAUGCAAUGAUCUUGAACGUAUCAAAAUUCUUCAACGUGGACAUGGUGAAUGGGCAGAAGCAAUGACUCCUACUUUGGGAAAAAUUGGUCGUGUGCAGCAGAUUUAUCAUGAUAACGAUCUCAAAGUAGAAGUAUGUGGGACAUCUUGGACAUAUAAUCCUGCAGCUGUCACAAAAGUUUCUUCUGAUGGUACACUUCCUGGUACAGCUAGUGGAGAAAGAUUAAAUGCUUUAUUGAAAAAAUUAUUUGAAACUCAUGUUUCGGGAGAUAUUAAUGAAGAAUUGGUAAAAGCUGCUGCAAAUGGUGAUGCUCAAAAGUGUGAAGAGAUAAUGAAGCGUCCAGAAGCAGAUGUAAAUGGAAUGUUUGCUAGUCACACUGCUUUACAAGCAGCCAGUCAAAAUGGCCAUGUAGAAGUUAUAAAAAUCUUACUGCGCCAUAAUGCUGAUGUCGAAAUAGAGGAUAAAGAUGGUGAUCGAGCUGUGCAUCAUGCUGCAUUUGGUGAUGAACCUGUAGUAAUGGAAUUAUUGGCACGAGCUAAUGCAGAUCUAAAUGCUAGAAAUAAGAGAAGACAAACUCCUUUGCAUAUAGCUGUAAAUAAAGGUCAUGUUGGUGUUGUCAGAAUACUUUUAGAAUUAGGUUGUCAUCCUAGUCUUCAGGAUUCUGAGGGAGAUACUCCACUGCAUGAUGCAAUUAGCAAAAAAAGAGAUGAUAUGCUCACAUUAUUGUUAGAUCAUAAUGCUGAUAUUACUUUUACCAAUAAUAAUGGAUUUAAUGCAUUACAUCAUGCUGCUUUGCGAGGAAAUCCUAGGUAAGUAUUUUAAAUAUUUAAUUACAUUGUUUUCUAUAUUUUUCAAAUACAAAGUUUUAUUUAAUGUAAAAUAAAUACACUCUCACCAAAAACUG